This is a messenger RNA of Pseudogymnoascus verrucosus, 2638 nucleotides long. RefSeq lists its product as uncharacterized. Bases 173 to 2110 code for a protein of 645 amino acids. NCBI's taxonomy places the organism in Eukaryota, Fungi, Ascomycota, Leotiomycetes, Thelebolales, Thelebolaceae. The transcript is spliced from 2 exons. The record is from RefSeq and is a predicted model, not a curated record.
AUCCUAGAUCUGUCAACUCUUGCAUCGGCGUCCACUGCGAGCCAUGUAGAAGGUAUCACCAGCAGCUACAUUUCAUUCGUGAGUUGAUCUGAUUUUUUUGAAUGCCGUUUGCUAACCCACAUGUUCUACAGAAAAGGCACACGAAUGCAAAAGCUGUAUAAGAGCAGAUGAGAUGCAUCACCGCCGGCAUAGAUCUAUCGCCAUGCUUGUCAAAGAUCUUGAAGCCAACGAUAGGGAGGUAGCUACCCGGGCAACCAGAACAAAGACCAAGAAUGCCAAGACCACUCCAGGAAUGGGCCACGACGAGUAUAUCCGGCAAGGUGGUAUGUCUAAAACUGUCAACGAAAACGUCGAAAAUUUGGACCCUACCAGAUCUGUCAACGAUGAAGAACCAGAUGACGAUGAUGCAUACGAUGAUCAUAUCUUCGGUAAAGGAGAGACUGAACCAUUCAUUUCCAUGUCUAACUCAACCACUCAUAUACCCACCCCAUCGACCCCGAAGCCAUGCUCUUCCAUAUCCUCAUUUAGCUACGAGUCAUCUCCAGUGAUUUCAGCGAAGAAAAAAGAUCUCAAAAAAGCUCGCCGGACAGCACGAUUGACCAACAACAAUGCCCAAAGCAUUGUCAGCAACGAUUUUCUUGAGUUCAUCGCUGAAGCUCUCCAUGGAGUCAAGAUCAUGGACAUAGGCCGCGCAGUGUUUGAAGAAGAAGGCGAGGAUAUUGGAGCAAACCAGUUCAAGAACGAAGACUUGAUGCGGGAGAACCUCGGGUUUCAGACGUUUACAAGGAACUCCUCAAACGUUCGUCACAUAAAAGACAGAUGGAGGAAGCUGGGCCCUGGUGGAAAAGCGCAAGAGCUCGCGGGACCGCCCCCAACUGCACCAGGUUUCCCCAACCCGAAGUUCGUCAACAUUAACGAAUCAACUCGCUUCGAUGUCAACUUCUUUGCCCGCCUUGGGGUUAAAUAUGAGAGCAAGGGCGACACCAGCAGAGCGCGGGGCGAGAUUGUUCUUAAACUCGCAAAUAAAAUCUUGGAGGACAUGACCAUCAUCGGGCGCGAAGAGUACGAGACACAGAUUCGGGAGGCCGGGUUUUGGCGGUUCGUAAGCCGUCCAGCAGCUGAAAAUCUCCAGGAAGGCCAUCAGAAUUUCAGUUGGGCAACUGGUGAAUAUAGGAAGAGAAGAAGGCCAGGUAUGUUGUUUGAAGGCAACGCGGAAACUGGGCUUGGGAUUAAUGCUGCAGGUGGGCCUGGGUUUGGUGCGGGAGAUGGACGAGGGCAAGUAAUCCGAAACAAUGAAAACGAUUCAUCAGAUGAUAGCGUUCCGAACACACCCUCUUUGGUGGGAUCAGCCUUUGAAACCCAAGCCGAAGAGAAGGAAACUCCACAGAUAAAAACGCCAAUUAUCUUGAAAUUCACAAACUUUGACACUGGCAAGAAAGAGGUCUUAUGGACCGCGACGCCAUCGAAAGUUUUAUCUUCUCCCAAGAUUCUGCCUUCGGUCGAGCCUAAAGCGUUGUCCACCCCUAAAGCUUCAUCGCAGCCCAAACUUUUGUCGCCGCCUGAUGUCUUGUUCUCGCCCAAACCUUCCAUCCACUCCAAAGUUCCAUCCACGACCGAAACUCCUUUCUCCCCCAAAGUUUCGUCCACUCCGAAUACUUUUCUCUCCCCAGAAGUUCCGUCCACCCCGAAAGCUUUGCUCCCCCCCAAAGUUUCACCCUCGCCCCAAACUUUGGCCCCACCUUCAGCUUGGUCGUCACUCAAGCAAAAAAAGAUGAGACCGACCACUGCCGUAGUGAGUCCUGGCAAUCAGAAGCAUGCUGACGCAAUAAACUCCUUCCGCCUGGUAAAGAUUGAGAAAAAGCAUGUGGCGGUGCAGUUGAAACACGAAUCUCCCUGCAAGCUUUGCAGAGGCCAGUCAGCCCCACCCUCAGAGCGUGCGCAGCUUGAAGCCGAUGAAGAUAACUCCCAUGAUGAUGAAGAUGUUUGGGAAGUGGUGCGUCCAUCGUUGCUAAAUGUGAGAGCAAAAAAUCCGUAUGAUCUCCUCAGCAUUGUCGAAGAGGGUAGCGACACGGAGGAUUCUUCCAGUGAAGAAGACAGUGAUACAAACUAACUCACAGCACCUCCUGGUUUUAACAACUUCGACCCCCAAUGCCAGGCAAUUAUGGGCCCCGCAAACUUGAAUUGCUUCUCUUCCCUUCAUACUGGUUUUCUUCAUUGCUUUUGCAUGCCAUAGGCCCUGACAAGUGGACAUCCUUCUCUGCGUUUACUCUGAUCGACAUGAGCAAGCGCUCAGAAGCAAACAACUUGGCCGCAGCUCGCAACUUCACACUUGUACCAUCAUGUUCGAAUUACUGCUUCAUUUACUUCUUUUUUUCCUUACGCAUUUGCUCGUCCUUCCAAAACCACGCAUUCUACCAGCCGCCAAACCACCGUCAGCGCCAUCGCCACUCUCUCUACACCGUCGCUCUUCAAUGAUCUGCAGACUCAGCAAUUCGCCAGCUGACAGCUUUACAGGGUUACUAACAAGAUUUCUUUUUCUCUGGGCUACAGUAAAGAGGAGGGUUGUGCUGGUGAGGCCGUUUGAGGCAGUAUCAUUUUGAUUGAGAACGCUAGUACCACUUCAUUACAAGACAAUACA